AUGGCAAUUAAGGACUAUGGUGAACUCCUGGAUAGUGAGAAUAUCAUCAGGAAUAAAAAAAAACUCGAAAAACUCCAGGAUUCUACAUCACUGGUGAUCGGCCUAGGUGCAGGAAUUUUACAGUUUGAAUCCCUUCAAGGGUUUUACAUGUUUAUUGGUAGUUAUAUUUUGAUUGGAGUUUUGUUUAGUAUAUGGGUAUGUCAAUGCAAACCAAGUCAAUUUUUCCAAAGUCCAGUACAAGAGAUAUUUUUCCAAUCAUUCUUUAGAGAGUUGACAGGGUUUGUAAUGUCAUGGACAUUUUCGUAUGCUUUAAUAGGAUAA
This is a messenger RNA of Zygotorulaspora mrakii, 321 nucleotides long. RefSeq names its product Emc6p (gene EMC6). Bases 1 to 321 code for a protein of 106 amino acids. Gene Ontology annotation, biological process: protein folding in endoplasmic reticulum; autophagosome assembly. Lineage: Eukaryota; Fungi; Ascomycota; Saccharomycetes; Saccharomycetales; Saccharomycetaceae. Gene Ontology annotation, cellular component: EMC complex; membrane; endoplasmic reticulum. The record is from RefSeq and is a predicted model, not a curated record. The transcript has a single exon.